AUGAAUGUAAUUUUAUCAAGAAUCGCACUCGAAGAAUUAUCAUUUCUGGGUUGUAAUGGCAGUUCUAUCGAUGAAUUGUUUGGUAAAGUUGUUUUAAGAGUACUAAGUGGGCCAUAUAGGAACUUUGCAACUUUGCUUAAUAAUGUUUCUUUUAGGGAAAAAAUUACCAAAACGAUUGCUUCCCAUAAACAUGUUAUCACAAAAAAUAAAUUAAGUGGAAAUGUAUAUUCUUUAAAGGAUAAAAAAGAUGAUUAUUUCCCAGAAAAUUUACUACUGGUAGCAAAUGAUUCCAUAAAAAAUCACAUUUUAGAUUUGAAUAUUUUUUCAAAUAUAUCAGAAGUCGAAGGAAGACUUGCUGUAUACAUGGCAAUCGCAAGUAAAGGUUUUAAUGGGUGUUGGCAGUACGAAAUAUCAAGAAUGCUCAAAAUGGACCCCAAGAUGGUAUUUCAACAUUUGAAGUAUUUAUAUAAAUAUGAUAGCAUUGUUAGGUUUUCUAUUCCCAUGCCAAUAAAUCAUAAAAAAAGAUUAUUUCCUAAUGAAGACUCUAAUUCAUCUUCAGGAGGACAUCUUUCUGCAAUUAUAUGGCUGACUCGGUUUUUUGACAUUAAUCUUAUUCCAAGAGAGCUUUCACAGUUAAUUUGGUAUCAACAUAUUCAGCCACUAAGUACUGAGAUUGUAAGAAUUUUAGAAUAUAAAGCCCCCGGAAAAAUAGCUUGGGAAAAAGAUAUUAGGGCUCUCUGCGCAGGAUUUCUAAUUGUUCAUGAUGAAAAUUCGUCAGAUCAUUUAAUUUGUUCACAGAGAACUGCAAAUAAAGUUUUUAAUAAAUUAAGAGACUUUUUAUUGACGAAAAAUGUGAAAAGGGUAUUUGCGUGGCACCCAUUAACCAAAUCCUACUCUCCUUGUUUAUGUUUAAAAGAUGCAUUUCCGUUUACAACCAUUGAAUUAUCUUCGGAAAUUAAUGUAAAAACAGAAACUCAUGUUUCUGAUUUAAAUAUUAAUGACACGGAGGAGUCUAAUUCUCAGAAAAAUAUGUUAGACAGUGAAGGACAAGGUAUUAAUAAUAACGGUUUGUUCCCUGACUUAUCUACAGAAGAGAUUCAGUUUUCCACUGGAAAUAAAAUAUUUGAAAUUACUGAGGCAGCACAAGUAUUGUGGUUAAUACGUGCAAGUGGGAAAACUGGUUUAGUCUCUCUAGAUAUUGUAAAAAUAAUUGGUAUUAACAUGAAAAGACUAGGGAAACUACUUUCAGAUUUGUGCAAGACGAAGAUGAUCAAUAAAAUUCCGCAGAGAUAUAAUCGAACAUUUAUGUAUAGGUAUUAUUUUAACAAUAUCAACAUACCUUUGAAGUCUGAGGGAAGUAAUAAAAUUGACAAAUCAGUAGUAGAGCCCCAUGCUUCUGAUCAAUAUAGUAGCCAAAAAUUGGAAACAAAGCAUAUUAUGACUAUUUUUAGUGAAACAUUUCCGAAUAAAAAAAUUGAGUUAUCUGGCGUUACUGAGCAAUUUGUUAAAAGACUCAUUUUAAUCAAAAAAUGGUUAGAUGAAUCAAGAAUUCUCACAAUACCUGAAAUUGCAAAGCUUUUUUCAGAAACUGAAAAUACUCAAAACGGACCAGACAGAAAAACGAUUAAAAGAAUACUUUCUAAAAUCCUGGAAUUAGACGAAUAUUCAAAAGAAUCAAGUCUUGUUCAAAGUAAAAAUACUAAUAUAUUAUCUUCUUCAGGAGAAAUUGCAAUUUUUUUUUCUUUGAAAUUUUAUACGGAGGACGAAGCAAAGAAUUUAAAGGCAAUUGAAUUGAAAAACAAAAGGUCAAAUACAACUAAAUCUGCAAUAGAAAGGAGAAAGAAAGAGCUUUCACAAGUUGCUGCAAUAAUUGACGCAUCUAAUACAUUUCCCUCAAAUAAGCAAAAAGAAAAUUCAGUGUUUUCUCAAUCAAAUUAUUCUCCGGAUAUUAUUUUGUCUCAGGUUGACACAAAAGUAAUGGAAAAUAACUUAAUUCAACCCAAUACAGCAAAGUUAGUAACAAACAAGAUCGGAGAUGCUACUGUUGUAUUGAAUACUCAAGAAUUUACCGUUGCAUCGUUAAAUAUAGAAAUAAAUGGUGGUAGCAACUCCACAAUUGAUUCAUCAAGUCUAAAAAAAAAUGAUUCUAUUUCAAAACUAGACAUUCCUGGAACAGAGUUUGCUAAUAAAAUGAAUUUCGAUCCUUCAAAAAGAAUUAGUCUUGGAUUUUCAAAUUUAUCUAGGGGUGGAAUUAAAAUUCAAUCAAGCGAAGGAAAAAUGGGAUUUUUAUCUUUUAGUCAAAAAAUUCUUGCACAUUAUGGAUUUGUAUUCCCUAUUAUGAUACGUUUGAAGAUUCUACAUUAUCACUUACUCUUUUCAUUUCCAGAAAAAAAGAAUAAAUUUGAUUUAUUUUCUUCAAAAGAAAUUCUUGACAACAUGAAAAUAGAUACAUUUUUAAGAGUAAUAGGGUUUGGGCAUAGAUCAAGAUUUAUUGAAGAUUACUUACUUUAUGGCAAUAGUGAAACUUUUGAAUUUGGUCCUAAUACGCGUAUAAAGGAACUUCCAUCUAAUCUUUAUGAGAAACUUACAAAAAAUCAUUCGAAAAAAAACUUUUUUGGUCAUGGAAAAAAAAAACUGAAGAAUUACGAUAAAGGAAGGAAAGCAAUAUCUGUUUUAUACAAACUUUUAGUUAUGCUUUGCAAACUUAAUUUGAUUAAUUUUUCUAUAUCUGAAACUAAAGAAUUUGAUGAGAGUGAAUUCAAAAUUUCAAAUAUUAAACAAAUAAAUAUUGAGACUAUUCCUUUAUCUUACCCAUCAUGGAAAUUAGAAUCAAAUUUAAAAAUUCCCAUUCUAAUUAAUGCUGACAAAUAUGAUGUUGAGAGGUUAGCUGAAUACAUUAAACAUACUAAUAAUACUUUCUGCUUAAAAAAUAACGAGCAAUUUGAACAAUUUUGGUCAAUUUUAAACAGAGAAUCUAUCGAAACACAUAAUUUUAUUUUGGAAUUUAAACCGGAAAAUUAUAAUGUGAUUUUUCCGGACAUUUUAUUGAAAAGAAAUUGGAAAGUUAAUCCAUUAUUAUCAUUAGAUGUAAGGAACCAACUGGAAAAAUACGCUAGGCAAUUGUUAUUUGAAAAUGAAAAUUUAUCAAAUAAGUCAAUCGAACCAAAAAACAGAUCCCACAUUGUAUUAUCUUUAGCUUCACCGGAAAUAAUAAAUAUUUCAGACGAGUUGUCAAUAAGUCCUUUAACGACUUUGAAAUAUUUAAUACGUGUUGUUGACUCAUUAUCAUUAGAAGAAUUCAAAUUUUCAAAUAAUUCAGGCUCACCCAACAAAAUAAGUUUCCAUCCAAUCCGUGAGCCUCGUUAUCAGUGCCAUAUAUGCCAAGCUUUAUAUUCAACACAUCCGGCAAUAAUUUCUCAUUACAAAACAAUUCACAAUAUUUCUUCAAUUGCAAAUUCUUCAAUGUAUACUAUUGAAAAAAACAAUUCACUUAAUCUUAAAAAUAAAAAUAUUAACUUUAAUUCUAUGGUAAGAACACAGAUACUAAGUGAAAACUACAUUCCAAAUACGUUAAAACAUUUAUUAGAAUUAAAGGGAGCUAAUAAUAUUUUCAAUGAAAUUGAAAGAGGCGAUAAGAUUGAAUUACUUAGAGCGUUCUUGAGAUUAAGUAAAGAAGAUACAAUCUUGCUAUAUAUUAUACUAUUUAUUAAUAAUAAAGUAAAUAUGGAUGUAAAAAAUACAAAAUUGACAUCUAAUAAGUAUUUAUUCAGAAUCAUUUCAUUUUGCAAGGAAAAAAAAACUGAAAGUAAUCUAUUUAGUCUUCAAUUUUUGAGAAUUAAAUCCUUGAUUCAAGAAAUGAGUAGAAUGCCUAAAUACAAUUCAAUUGAUAUUAUCGAAUUUAUUUUUUCUUGUUUAAAGUCAAUUUAUCCUUUGAAUUCAAAGUUAUUGGAAGCGAUAAAAUUGAAAGAAAAACAAAGGAUUUGUUGGAAUCAUUUGUUGGAAAUCCAUUCAUUUUCAAAUAGGUGGAGGUUUUUUGCCAGACAAGAAUCAAACUCAUCAACAAUAUCUAGUAAAAUUAAUUCAGUAUUAAAUAAUUCAAUGAAUGAUGAAUAUUUUGAUAAUUAUACUAAUUCUGUGGGAAACUAUUCAAAGAGUUUUUCAUUCUCAGAAAUAGAUUAUUUUGUUGUUAUUAGUUUUAUUAAAUCAGAGUUACUUACACAAAAAAAAUCGAUAAAAGAUGAAUCGAUUUUUAGGUUGACCAAUAAUAAUUUAUUAAACUUGGAACAGAUAAGAAAGUACUUCGAUGAUUCCAUUCAAAAAAAUGUUUUGAAGCAAAUUAAUCGUAAUUCAGAUUUACCAAAAUUUGAAGAAUGUUAUAGUUCUUCAAAAAGAUUUGCACUGACUAGGCGAAUGUUAAUUCAUUGUUUUGGUAAGACAAUUGUUUGGCGUGAAAUUUUUAAUCUAUGUUUCGCUUUUUUGCAAAUAAAUUAUUCAAAAAGUACUAAAUUCAAUGUAAAUGCUCAAAAUUCAAACGGAGCGUUCGUAUUAAAUCAUUUAAAUAAUUUGAUAGAUAGUAAUUGCAUUUUAGAAAUAGAAUGGAAUGAUCAAGAUUUUUACGAAAAGGCAUCUAAUAAAACCGAUGAAGAAUUAUUUAGAUUAUUAAACGAGGCAGUUGACCACCAAAGUUACCUUGAAAUUUCCUCAGAAGAACCAAGUUCAUAUAGUGAAAAAUUAAUUUGCGAUUCUCAAAAUGUAGAAAAUAAAGCUACUAGAACUCAUUCAGAAGUGGAAAAAACAAUUUCUAAUGAUACUAAUAAUAUAACAGGAGAUUCAGUACAUAUUGAAGCUGACCACGGAGAAAAUCCAGAAAUUUCUAAUAUUACAGCAGUUUAUGUAAAUAAAAAAGGCAGUAACAAUUAUUUUUCUGAUUUCAAGGAAAUAGAAUACUCUUCAAUAAAUAUUCCAUUUCUAGGAGCAAUGGAUUCCGAUCCUUUAGAAUUUAACAAAAUUCCUUCUGUAUUUUCAAUUUCUGGGAUUAUAUUAAGCUUUUCCGAAACAGAAUUAAAAAAUUUAAAAAGAAAAACUAUCGAUCCGAUAUUUACAAUUAUUCGAGUGAUUCUAGGCUAUAUUAUCGAUUCAGAAUCUCAAGAACACAAUCUAAUAAUACAGGCAAUUUCUAUUAUUAUAUUUACACUGAAAAAUACCACUUGCUUAACAAUACACGAGAUUGAGGAUAUAUUUUUUUUAAAUUAUUCACAUCUAACUUCUGCUUUAUCAAUAAUUGGAACGGGAUUUAUUGAUCCAGGAAUUUCUCUCUAUGAAUUUAAGCUACCUAUUAUUUAUCAUAUUAUUUAUUUAUUGGAAAUACUUAGAAUAUGUGUCAGAAUACCAACAGAGGGAAAUUGGAUAUUUACACUAUUUUGUUCUCUCAAUAACAAAUUAAUUGAAUAUAAUGAUGAAAGGCAUAAUAACAAUAAUUCAAUAAUGAAUAAUGAAAAUAUUUUAAUACCAAUUAAUAUACCAAGUAGAAUAUGGCUCCUUUGGUCAAAUGAAGUAGUUCUACAACUGUUUAACGAAGAAGAGAUAAAUACUGCUAUUAAUAUUAUUAACAAAUCUCUAUUCGACGUUUUUAAGUUUAAUAAUUUUAUUGUACCUUCCGGAAUUUUUUUAAACAGAACACCAACAAAUUGCUUUGUUUCUAUUGACGGCCAAAUAAACUUACCAGUUUGUGGAUUAUUAAUUUAUUUCGUUUCUUCAUUAACUCACAAAUCACCAAUAUUUAAUUUGGCAGAAUUCACUUCACGCUUCUCAUUUUUUAGUUCUUGUGAAAUUGAGUUAGUUUUGGAAUCUAUGCUUGCUGAGAAUUGUGUGUAUAAAGAUAACGCAAAAAUUAUUUUUUCAAAGCCUAUACAAGAUAUUUUUAAAGUUUAUGAAGGAUAUUUAUAA
Molecule: messenger RNA, 5946 nt
Organism: Cryptosporidium ubiquitum
Lineage: Eukaryota; Apicomplexa; Conoidasida; Eucoccidiorida; Cryptosporidiidae
Exons: 1
Coding region: 1-5946 (1981 amino acids)
Biological process (GO): transcription initiation at RNA polymerase III promoter; 5S class rRNA transcription by RNA polymerase III
Cellular component (GO): transcription factor TFIIIC complex
Molecular function (GO): DNA binding
Source: RefSeq, a predicted model, not a curated record